AAGUUACUUAUUUAAAAUAUUUUUGAGCGAGAUUCUUAUCUUGCCUGAUCAAUUUAUACAUUUCAUGAAAUGAAGUAUACCUGGAGGAAAGAAGGGAUAAGGUAAAGUAAAAGAAGAAUCAGUGCAAUUUCUAAUGCGUUUCUUAAGUUCAUCGAGAUUUCCAAGGAAUUAAUACAAUUCAAUUACAUUUUUUAAUGAUUCUUAAUACUAGUUUUCUUAAAUUAAUGCAUUAUAUUCUUCGAGUAAAGUAACACUGAUUGUCUGAUUUUUAUAUUCAAAUCAAAUCUGCUAAAUAUCCUGUAAUAAAUACAAUCGAUCGGUUAACGAAAGGUGGCAGAAAUAUAGUAAGUGAAUGGAGAAAUUCAAACCUUAAAAACGAAACUUCGUUUGGUACGUUAUCCAACAUAACCUAUAACCUGAUAUUUGCUUAAAAAAAAAGUGACAUAGAAUAAUCUUCAAUUCCUUAACUAUACUACACAAGAAACGACACAGACGAAACAGAAUAUUUUAAAAUAUUUUCAAUCGAGCAACUCCAUCCAUCAAUUUCAUAUUUCAAACUAAUCCGUUUUGCAAUACUUAUGUGUACAACGUGAACAUAGUUUAAUUCACAUUAUACGUGCAAUUAAAAAUGAUUUGUCAAAUAGAUCAGGUUUUGAAAUAAUUCAUUAAAAUAUUUAUAACCGAGGAAAGAUAUAGUCGCUUGAGUAAUCGAUAGCAUUAAAACGACUGUCGAUUAUGGAUCUGUCAAAAAUGUAUUUUCUCGUCUGACAACAAAAUGUAAUUCACCGAUUUAUACGAAUUUUACAUGCCCAUUUUAGAAUGAAAUUUAUAUGCUCAAUUUACAUUUUAUUUGUGAUUUUUGCCGAAAACAAGGAAAAAUUUUUCGUACAAUGUAUCGCCAAUAUAAAAGAGAACGAACUCAUAUAUCUGUCGAACUUGUUAAACCCUGUAGAAUGUUUGCAACUUGUACAAGCUAUAUACGAAGUAACUCCGAUGAAAACGGAACGUAGAGUGAAAAAGUAUGAAACUUUAAUGAAUAAAGAUUUCACUGGAAUGUCGACAUUGUCGAAAGAAUGUCUUCUUAAUCUUGAAGAGUGGAGCCAAGAUUUUCCAACAAAUGCGAGACCAAGUGGAAGGACAACGAUGGAAAUGAUAUUAAGAUGGUUAGGACGACCAGAUUUGGCAAAGUACGUGAGAGAAAAUCGCGAGAGUAUUGACUACUUCGAUACAGAGAAUUUAGCAGAUACGUUAGAAUUUCCAGGACACAGAGUGUCGAAAAGGCAUACCUCGGGAAAGGAUAAAAAUGCACAAGCUCAUAAAAAAAACAAGAAAAAAAAAAAGAAAAGAAAGCAGAAAAAUUCUAAAACACAAAAUAAAAAAGUUGGAAAAGCAGUUGCAGCAACGGGAGCACAUGCUAAAGUUAACAAGAAUCAUCAUGACUUAAAAAAGAAAGAUAAUCGUCAUUCAAGACAGCCUAAUAAUAGUACUAAUAAUUACAUCGCACACACAUCGAUGUACUGUUCAAUUUUGCUUAUUCUAUUCUUUAUUACCAUUUGCCUUGUCGCUGCCUACUACUUUUACAAGCGAAAUAGUACGAAGGCACGUGGUACGCGAUUCAAGCAUAUGCGGCGACCCAAAGAGGACAAAGAUACUUUCACCGAUUAUUUGGAAUGGAAGGACGAAAUUAUUUGUUCAUGUACGGAUAUGGAGGAAUGUUGCACGGGAGAAUGUUCAUUAUGCAAAGAAAAUGAUUAUAAACAUCACGUGAUAGAUCGUCGAACUAGUAGCAGCGACGAUUCUAUCAAAGAACUGAAUUUUGUGGUGCGUAAACCGAAGAAGAAAGAAAAGAAAAGAAAACGAUUUACCUUUUUCCAAAGCUCUUGUCAAAAUAAGAAGAAGGAAAAGGAACAGGAAUAUCGGGAUAGGAAGUGCGUAAAAAGGAGGAAUCUUGGAAAAUUUUGGAGAAUAUGAUGAUGAAGAAACAUGAAAAACUAUUACCAAUGCUUCCAAAUGAUGUAUGUUGUAAAUGUUGUAAAUGUACUGUGUAUAUUAGAGGUAUGAUUAUGACGAGAUUUGACUAUCUUUAAAUUCGUAUUGUAUUCGUUUUAUGUUUAACUUAUAUAUAUAAAUAGAUAAAAUAUUACGUGAAAAGAAAGCGAAAGAAAAGAAAGCGAGGAAAAAAAAGGAAGAAAAGAGAAGGAAAAAGGAAAAAUUGCGAAAAGCAGAACUACGUGCAAAUAAUGUAUGUUUCAGAGAUAUAUGUAAAUAAACUAUUGCUUGAUUUGCUAUU
Apis cerana (Asiatic honeybee) is the source of this 2290-nucleotide messenger RNA. RefSeq lists its product as uncharacterized. NCBI's taxonomy places the organism in Eukaryota, Metazoa, Arthropoda, Insecta, Hymenoptera, Apidae. The record is from RefSeq and is a predicted model, not a curated record.